AGAAAGUGAAAAUGAUUGACAUUUUGUGUAAUUAUGGCUCCGCCCCCUCGGGACAGGAUCACAUACAUACUGUCGUGUCAUAACGUACCUGUGACCCAAGCCUUCUACCCACCGCAAUACCUGUUCUAUACACUGAUUUACACGAAGAUGAAUAGCAAAGGUUGUAAAAUGAUGAAAUUGUUCCUGUUAUACAUCGUGGUACUCAACACGGUGAUAACAACUGCCGCAGAGACGACAAACAACCGUAUACUGCUGAGCAGUGUGUUGGUGGGGACUGCCCUGGCCGCCUCAGUGUCUGGAAAUUACGACUUCAGUUACACUGACCUUGCCCUGCUGACUACCGCUGUCCUCGUUGUCAACUUCCCCACGAAUCCGCCUGUGCCUGUGCAAGACUCCUGCACGGCCCCGGGUUACACGGCCGACCCGUUGCUGGGUUGUUAUCGCGUGGUGACGAGCGACACCUCAUUUGUAACCUACGACCAGGCAAAACAAGCGUGUGUCAACGACGGAGGGAGGCUACUCCUGAUCAACUCAGAGGCAGAGGCAAACGCUCUCGUAGCUAUAUUACGUACGUACGCUGCCGGGGGUUUACCUUAUUGGUUUAUACAAGGCACCAGAACAGGUGCUUCCCUAACAUGGUUUGAUGAUAGUGGAAACCCUUUAAUUUACCUGCCUUCAACUGUGACCUCCCAAAAUUCUCUUACAUCUACCAGAUUAAGUCUCACCCUUCAACUCGGCGGUUUUCAGUACGAAGCACUUCAACCCACAACGACUUCAAAUAGAUUUGUGUGUGAAAUUUAGGAUCAAUAAGUUCGGAUAUUGUUUUAUAAUUUUUGUUUUCUGCAAUUUUAUUUCAUAACAAAUUAAAAAUGAAUAAUCAAUCCUUAAAAAAACUUAAUGAAAAUGAAUGGUAUAAGAAUCAAAGAUAAACAAUAUUACCUGUUUUGAAAUUCUAACCAAAUUAGAAUAGCAGUGAUUUAAUAAAACGAUUCUGUUUUCGAUUGAAUGAUCUUUAAAAAACAUAUGUUGCAUCAAAACCUCGCAACAAUGAUAGUAGAUGUUGUUCGUAGGUCACUUUCUUUAUAUCAAUAAUGCUAUUAAUAUUUUUUUUAAAUAGUAUGGAUCACAAAAAAAUUCAAUGCGGAUGAAAGUACAUCAUGUUUGAAUUUUGGAAAAUAAGUUAUAAAUCCAAAGGAAAUUUUGGCGUCAUGAAAAACAACAACCAAACGCUUCAACCAACUGCCCUACAUUAUUACUGCAACAAUAUUACAAAUGGAAAAUAAUUAAAAAGUAAUUUUAAGAGCUUAUUUAAACACAAUGUAUGUACAUUU
This is a messenger RNA of Magallana angulata, 1331 nucleotides long. RefSeq lists its product as uncharacterized. The record is from RefSeq and is a predicted model, not a curated record. Lineage: Eukaryota; Metazoa; Mollusca; Bivalvia; Ostreida; Ostreidae. The transcript has 5 exons. Bases 34 to 801 code for a protein of 255 amino acids.